AUGUGCACCCCGGACAUCACCACUGAUGCUGAGGGAAGCGGUAGGUGCCUCAGGAGGCAGACGGAUCAGUCGGGCAUUCCCUUCCUGUUGACAGUGCUGCCAGACCUGCCUGUAAAACACGUUUGGAGGGCAGAAAAGCUUCCUGAGCAACAAAGUGCUGUUAAUCGGGUAACCAGCUUGCCCUUGUUCAACUCUGCAUUCAACCUGGUCUCAUCUGCCUACAACUAUACCAAGGAGACUCAUCCUUACCUCAGUGGUGUCUGCAGUGUGGCUGAGACUGUGGCUGCUGUCACAGUAGGUAGCGUGGUUGGUGGGGCACAGCCCAUCCUGAACCAACUUGAGCCACAAAUUGCACUUGUAAAUGAAUAUGCCUGUAAAGGACUGGAUCAACUGGAGGAGAGCUUGCCUUUUCUUCAACAGCCAGCAGAUAAGGUAAUCUCAGACACCAAGCAGCUGGUUUCCACCAAAGUGACAUCUGCUAUGGAUGCUGCUUGUGAGGCAAAGGAAGCGAUGGCUGAUAAAGUGACUGAAGCUGUGGACCUCACUAAAAAUGUUGUUGGGGACAGUGUCAAGCUGACGAGGUCAAUGGUAACCUCCACUGUUAACAGUGCUGUGGAGGCUGCCCAGGUGAGCCAAGCAGUGGCAGGUGGCGUGGAAUCUGUGCUGGGUAUAUCAGAAGAUCUCGUGGAUCACUACCUCCCAAUGACAGAAGAGGAACUAGGUAAACUGGCCACUGCUGUGGAGGGAUUUGGUAUGGCUUCUGUAGAGGAGCAGAAACAGGAACACAGUUACUUCGUGCGUCUGGGUUCCCUCUCCAACAAAGUCCGCCAUCGAGCCUACCAGCACUCCCUGAACAAACUGCAACGCAUUAAGCAAAGCACCCAGGAUACUCUCUCACGACUACAGCUGGCAGUAAAACUGAUUGAAUCUGUGAAACAAGAGGUUGGCCAGAAGGCUCUGGAUGUGCAGGAGAAGCUCUAUCAGCUGUGGGUGGACUGGAGCCUGACCCAACCCAAGGGAAACCAAGUUAAAACUGCCUCCUAUACAGAGGUAGAGUCACGGACUCUAGCUAUGCUGCGUAUCAUCACCCAGCAGCUACAACCUGUUUAUGAGAAUCUGAAAGCCAGCAUCCAAGGCCUCCCCAGCAACAUCCAAGAAGCUGUGUACCAGGCCACUCGAAAUAUCCAUAAGCUCCAUAGUUUUUUUUCCAGUGCUGUGUCUUUCCAGGACCUUUCCAGCACCACCCUGACCCAGAGCCAGGACUGUGUGGCAGAAGCCCAACGGUCCCUAGAUGACCUGUUUGAGUAUGUAACUCAGAACACCCCUCUGAACUGGCUUGUGGGUCCCUUCAGGGCAAUAGCUAAAGUCUCACAGGAUAGCAGAAAGCAGAAGAAGAAACAUAUUGUGACUGAUAUAAAAUCACCUGUGUUGGGAAAGGCUACAUCAUUGAAGGAGGUGGCUAAGACACCUGAAGAACCAAAGGGAGCAAACAUGAUCCUAGGGGAAGGGUGUGAAGAACCAAAGGGAGCCAACAUGAUCCUGGGGGGGGAAGGGUGUGAAGAACCAAAGGGAGCCAACAUGAUCCUGGGGGGAGGGGGUGAAGAACCAAAGAGAGGAGCAAACAUGAUCCGGGGGGGGGAAGGGGGUGAAGAACCAAAGGGAGCCAACAUGAUCCUGGGGGAAGGGUGUAAAGAACCAAAGGGAGCCAACAUGAUCCUGGGGGGGGAAGGGUGUGAAGAACCAAAGGGAGCCAACAUGAUCCUGGGGGAAGGGUGUGAAGAACCAAAGGGAGCAAACAUGAUCCUGGGGGAAGGGUGUGAAGUGCUAGGGAAGCUGGAAGAAAAGGCAGAGACAGACACAGAGGUGGCACUGGCUGCAAAGGAGAGAAAAACUAAUGCACCAGAGGAAGAUCUCUGA
Molecule: messenger RNA, 1917 nt
Organism: Egretta garzetta (little egret)
Lineage: Eukaryota; Metazoa; Chordata; Aves; Pelecaniformes; Ardeidae
Product: perilipin-3
Exons: 10
Coding region: 1-1917 (638 amino acids)
Biological process (GO): lipid storage; positive regulation of triglyceride storage
Cellular component (GO): lipid droplet; cytosol
Source: RefSeq, a predicted model, not a curated record